This is a messenger RNA of Cloeon dipterum, 3195 nucleotides long. RefSeq names its product RNA cytidine acetyltransferase l(1)G0020. Gene Ontology annotation, biological process: rRNA acetylation involved in maturation of SSU-rRNA. The transcript has 14 exons. Gene Ontology annotation, molecular function: tRNA binding; ATP binding; 18S rRNA cytidine N-acetyltransferase activity. The record is from RefSeq and is a predicted model, not a curated record. Bases 102 to 3146 code for a protein of 1014 amino acids. Gene Ontology annotation, cellular component: 90S preribosome; nucleolus. Lineage: Eukaryota; Metazoa; Arthropoda; Insecta; Ephemeroptera; Baetidae.
UGUUUUUGUUUUCGUUUCGAGUCGAUCAAUCUCUUAUUAGUGUUUUGAGAAGGAAAUUCAUUCUAGAAGGUCGAAAAUUCUAUCGCCUCAUCAGCCUGAAUAUGGUUCGCAAGAAAAUCGACAACAGAAUCCGACUAUUAAUUGAAAAUGGAGUCAAACUCGGUCACAGGACAAUGUUUGCCAUUGUUGGAGACAAGGGACGAGAUCAGGUGAUCAUUCUACAUCACAUGCUGUCCAAAGCGGCAAUCAAAGCGAGACCCAAUGUGUUGUGGUGCUACAAAAAAGAGCUUGGAUUCAGCAGCAAUCGAAAGAAAAGGAUGAAACAGCUUCAAAAGAAAAUAAAAGCGGGGAAACUGGAUGUCAAUGAAGAUGACCCUUUCGAGCUGUUCAUUUCGUCCACUGAAAUUAGAUAUUGCUACUACAAGGACACUCACAAAAUUCUCGGCCAAACAUUCGGCAUGUGCAUUCUUCAGGAUUUUGAAGCCAUGACUCCGAACCUCCUAGCAAGAACGGUUGAAACAGUCGAAGGAGGAGGACUGGUGAUUCUUCUCUUGAAAUCUGUGGACUCUCUGAAGCAGCUGUACACCAUGAGCAUGGACGUCCACGAGAGAUUCAGAACAGAAGCGCAUCAAAAUAUUGUCGGACGCUUUAAUGAAAGAUUUCUCCUGUCUCUCUCCUCAAACUCGAGAUGUCUGGUCGUCGAUGACCAGUUGAGUGUCCUUCCUUUGUCUUCACACGUCCUCAACCUGGAGCCAGUGGGAGAGGUUGGCAUUCCUGAGGGGGAAACAGAGCUGCUUGGCCUGAAAGAGAGUCUGCAAGACACGCAGCCAGUGGGCGCGCUGGCCAACAUCUGCCAAACUCUGGACCAAGCCAGGGCCCUCCUCAAGUUUAUCGAGGCUAUUUCAGAAAAGUCGCUGCGCUCGACUGUCUCUCUAACUGCGGCCAGAGGAAGAGGAAAAUCUGCUGCUCUCGGACUGGCCAUCGCAGGCGCCAUCGGUUUUGGCUAUUCCAAUAUUUUUGUCACGAGUCCCAGUCCUGAAAACUUGAAGACUUUGUUCGAGUUCGUUUUUAAAGGUCUGGAUGCGUUGGAGUACCAGGAGCAUUUGGACUAUGACCUGGUGCAGUCUUCCAAUCCAGAAUUCAACAAGGCUGUGGUGCGAGUGAACAUUUUCAGGGACCACAGACAAACCAUUCAGUACAUUCACCCCACUGACGCCCAAAAACUGGGACAAGCGGAGCUGUUGGUCAUUGAUGAGGCUGCUGCAAUUCCUCUGCCUUACGUCAAGAGUUUGUUGGGCCCUUACUUGGUUUUCCUCUCUUCCACAAUCAAUGGAUAUGAAGGAACAGGCCGAUCUCUGUCCUUGAAACUGUUGAAGCAGCUCAGGGUUCAGACCUGUUCUAUUGGCGAGAACUCCAACAAGCAAAAAUCUAGUUCAGCUACCACAAACCGGGCGUUGCAUGAAGUCGUGCUGAAUGAGUCCAUCCGUUACAAGCCUGGCGAUGUAGUGGAGAAGUGGCUGACUGAUCUGCUUUGCCUGGACGUGACCUCUGUGACACCUGUCUUGUCUGGCUGCCCUCCACCUGACAGCUGCGAGCUCUACUACAUCAACAGAGACACUCUGUUCUGCUACCACAAAGCGUCUGAAGCGUUCCUGCACAGAAUCAUGGCAUUGUAUGUAGCCUCGCACUACAAAAACACGCCAAAUGACCUUCAGCUGAUGUCGGACGCGCCUGCUCACCACCUCUUCUGCCUGUUGGGCCCUGUGGACCCCAACCAGACGUCACUUCCUGAGGUCCUGGUGGUAGUUCAAGUAUGCCUCGAGGGAAAUCUGUCCAAGGAGACCGUCGCCAGCGGAAUGCAAAGAGGCAAGAAGGCUUCUGGAGAUCUGAUUCCUUGGAAUAUUGCGGACCAGUUCAAGGACCAGGACUUCCCCUGCCUCAGCGGUGCCAGGAUCGUGCGUAUCGCCACCAAUCCCGAAUACCAGGGAAUGGGUUAUGGCUCAAGGGCGAUUGAGAUUCUCAAGCAGUACUACAGCCUUCAAAUCCCAGCCAUUGACGAAAAGAGCCGGCCGGCGGAGGCCAUCGUCUCGGUGGAUUCAGAGAGCGUUGGACUGCUUGAUGAAGUCAUUGAGCCGCGCAAGAGCCAUCCUCCUUUGAUGCUAAAGCUGAGUGAGCGCCCUGCUGAGAAACUGGACUACAUCGGAGUGUCCUUUGGUUUAACACAGGAACUCCUUAAGUUCUGGAAAAAGUCGCAUUUCGUGCCUGUCUACAUCAGGCAAACUGCUAAUGAAUUGACUGGAGAGCAUUCGUGCAUCAUGCUGAGCGUGCUGGACGACCAAAAUGGAAGGGAGACCACUUGGCUGAGAGAGUUCUGGGUAGAUUUCAGGCGCCGCUUCAUCUCGCUCCUUGGCUACCAGUUCAGAACGUUCUCACCCUCUUUCGCCCUGAGCGUCUUGCAGAACAAAAUGUGGAAAGACGAUUAUAGACAAAUGUCGGCUGCUGAACUGGACGUUCACUUCACCCAGUACGACCUGCAGAGACUGGAAAAGUACUGCAACAACCUGGUCGAUUACCACCUCAUCAUGGACCUGAUGCCAACCCUUGCAAAGCUACACUUUCAGAAGCACUUGGGCGACACGCACAUUUCGGCUGUGCAAGCGGCGAUCCUGUUGGGCGUUGGCCUGCAGCACAGAACCAUCAAUGAAAUUUCUGAGGAGCUGGAUGUCAUGCCUUCUCAGUUGCUUGGUCUGUUUAACCGCACCAUUAGGAAAGCCCUCGCCCACCUCAGGGGAAUUGUGGAGAAGUCGACUGAAGCCCAGCUUGUGCCCAUUCCCAAGAGUAAUGGUUCGACCCAGCUUCGUCCAACUGAGCAAACUCUUGAACAGGAACUGGAUGAAGUUGCUAAGGAUCUCAAAGCCAAGCAGAAGAUAGAGCUUGAGCUUUUAAAGAAGGAGAACUUGGCCCAGUACGCUAUCAAAGGAUCGGAGGACGAUUGGAGCAAAAUUCUUUCUAGUAACUCCACCAAAAGCAUGAUUUCAAUUAAAAGUGGACUGAAGCGUGCUGUUGAAGAAUCUAAAAACACACUUCUCGACAAAGCGGCUGAGUUGCCACAGAAAAAGAAAAAGAAGAAAUCUGUCAAAAAAUAAUUUUUAUUUUAGCUAAUAAAGUUACGCCAAAAAGGAGUAUGUUUAAAAA